Frieseomelitta varia is the source of this 2217-nucleotide messenger RNA. RefSeq names its product pyruvate kinase-like. The coding region runs from base 289 to 1986 and encodes 565 amino acids. Gene Ontology annotation, biological process: glycolytic process. The transcript is spliced from 8 exons. Gene Ontology annotation, molecular function: pyruvate kinase activity; potassium ion binding; magnesium ion binding. Gene Ontology annotation, cellular component: cytoplasm. The record is from RefSeq and is a predicted model, not a curated record. Lineage: Eukaryota; Metazoa; Arthropoda; Insecta; Hymenoptera; Apidae.
UUGUUAGAAUGUAGACACCUAUGUUGUUACAAAACUACUUUGCACAUUUAUUCAAAUAUCUCACAAAUUACAUUCGAGUUUCUGAUGAACAUAGAAACAUAUGCAGUAUUCACAUUUUUUUUUUUUUUUAACCACAAAAUGUAGCCUGUCCAUUUAUUUACUUCCUGCAAAAUUAUACCGAAGACAUGCAGAAAUAACUCACAACUACUAUUCCCAACAGCCAGAUAUAGAUUUUUAAGCUUCGAAGUGUACAGAAUUAUACAUAUUUCUACUGAUAUUUCCGCUUACAUGAUGUUCUGCACCAGCGACGUUGCGCCAGCAACUAAAUGGAUGAAAUCAUGCCGCCAAAUGCCAUGGAUGAUAAGUCUUGAAGAUCAAUACAUAACGGAUGAUCAAAUGAAGGCAGCGUAUCAAAAUACACGCCUUGAGCACGACGUACGGCUCGAUAUCAAUUCUAGUCCUAAACUAGCACGACUUACUCGAAUUAUGGUCACACUAGGUAGAGCGAAUUCUCAUCCUGACGCUGUGGUUAACAUGAUGAUGGCUGGUGCAAAUAUCGUUCGUUUGAACAUGUCCCACGAGACGGAGAAGUGGCAUGCAAUCACUGUACAGUCUGUUAGAGAAGCGGGGAACAAAAUGUACGAACUCACGAGCGAGGUUUAUCCUUUAGGAAUUGCAAUGGAUCUUCACGGUCCUGAAAUAAGAACCGGUGUAUUCCGUGGUGAUGAGAAGAGUAUAGGAUACGCUAAAUUAGAAGAGGGUAAAUUGGUGAAAUUGGUAACCGACGAUAUAGCAAAACGCGGAGGGUCUGCUAAAUGUUUCUGGAUUUCUUACUCUGAAUUGCCACGCGUGUGCCGAGAAGGGGACAGAAUAUUGAUUGAUCGAGGCACCGCUUUGUUACAAGUCUCCUGCAUCCAUGAAAAAGCUGUAACUUGUAGGGUCGUUAAAGGUGGUAUCGUGAGAGAUAACAAAUUGGUACAGUUACUAGAUAGUACAGUCUCGUUACCACAAAUAUCGGAUAGAGACACCGGGCACGUGAAACUGGCUUCGAUGUUGGAAUGCGAUUUCCUUAUAAUGAAUCAUACACGCAACGUAAGGAUGUUGCACGGGAUGAAAAGUCGCUUGAAGCAAAUGGGUGUUACUAAAAUUUGUGUCGUGGCCAAAAUCUCCACGCAGCAAGGUUUGGAGAAUUUCGACGAAAUCUUAAGUACAGCUGAUGCUAUUCUCCUCGACAGAAAUAGCAUCGAAGUGGACGUGGGUAACGAGAAAUUGUUUCUAGUGGAGAAAAUAAUAAUUGCAAAAUGCAUUAGGAUAGGGAAACCAAUUGUGUUAGGGUUUCAAGUGUAUAACAACGAAGAGUUAAACAUUGACAUGAAUCUCAUUGCACACGCUGUUUUAAAUGGAGUCGAUGCAAUCUUCCUUAAAACCGGUGCUAUGAAUAUGAAGGAUAUCACUAAACUAUUAAAAGACGUUGACAUUGUAUGCAGGGAAGCUGAAAGCGCUCGAUGGCAAAAGGAAAUUUUCGACGAAUUAAGCUACAAGGUGCCAAUACCUUUGGAUCCUUUACACGCCAUCAUAGUCGGAGCAGUCGAGACAUCUUUAAAAUCAACAGCAGCAGCGAUUAUCGUUACUACAACAACUGGACGCAGCGCUGUUCUGUUGUCAAUGUACCGUCCUCGAUGUCUGAUUCUUGCAGUUACUCGUCACGGAGUCGUUGCGAGGUGGUUGCAACUCUAUUACGGUAUCCACUCUCUUCAUUACAGAAGUAAAUAUAUCUUCUACUCAUUUCAUAAAAAUAAAUAUGCUCUCCUUUGUUUUACAAAUACAUUUUUCGCCUGGCUAUACUCAGAUCAAGCAGACAAAGUUGAGUUAAAAAACUCUAGGAGUAAUAGUAUAAUAUUAUAUUAUUAUAUUAGUAUGUAUUAUAAUAUUAUAUUAUAUUACAUGAGAAAUAUAACACUAACUGUUAAAUUGAUAUUAUUGUAAAAAUAUUAGCAGUUGUGCCAGAUUAUAAUGCACUAUUUUAACAGUUAGUAUCUUAAUGAAAAUGAUUAUAUUUAAUGUAAUGGUCAACAUAGAGGAGUCGUUGGCUGAUUGGGGUAAAGAUAUACAAACCCGAAUACAGACUGGUAUCGAUUCUCUCAGAAGAAAAAGGUACAUUAGAGUUGGUGAUCCGAUCGUGGUUGUUAGCGGAUGGCGUCAAGGAACAGGCUUCAC